Molecule: messenger RNA, 2217 nt
Organism: Solanum verrucosum
Lineage: Eukaryota; Viridiplantae; Streptophyta; Magnoliopsida; Solanales; Solanaceae
Product: protein NETWORKED 4A-like
Exons: 5
Coding region: 1-2217 (738 amino acids)
Molecular function (GO): actin binding
Source: RefSeq, a predicted model, not a curated record
AUGAAGAAGAUGGAAUCAAAGAAAUUGCGUGGUCCCAGAUGGUGGGAUAGCUUCGUAGGACCCAAAAACAGCAACUCCAAGUGGGUUCAAGAGAAUCUUGAAGAGAUGAACCGGAAUGUUACAAGGAUGCUGAAAGUGAUUGAAAAUUCAAGUGCAGAGUCAUUUGCUAGAAAGGUGGAAAUAUAUUAUGAGCGUAGGCAAGAAUUAAUCAACCUUGUUGUAAAAUGCUACAGUAUACAUUGUUCAUUGGCGGAGCGGUGUAAUGAUGGGACAGGAGAGGUUCUCAACUACAUUCCUAAUUCACAUCUUAUUCGAUCACAUGCCCCUGACAUUACUUCCCCGCCUCUUUUAUCUCAACAUCCUAGCUCUAAGCAGCUCAAUGUUCAUAAUCAUGAGCGCUCUGUUUCUAAGCAACUUAAACGCGGUGUUUCUGUUAAACGGAGUAAUUAUCACAUCAGUGAUAAAAAGGAAGAUCGCGUGUCUUGUUGCUCUAUGUACAUGGGCCCUCCCGUCUACGGCAGUAAUUCUCAACUACCGAUGCCGUUCCCCUUCUGGCUCCCAUCAGAACCACCCUACUUCUCAAAUUACUACUUAUAUACACAGAGUGAAUUGCAGUAUGAGCAAGUCUCAAAUAACUACUCAGAUACACGGCGUGAGUUGCAGCAAGAGGAAGUCUCAAAUUACUACUCAGAUACACAGAGUGACGAUGAUGAUGAAGAAGAGUUGGAGGCUGAGCUACGCGAUAUGAUAGUGAAACUUUACAUACAGUUGGAAGGGGAUCGAAUUGACAAGGCAUUAUUAGAAGAAAUGUUGGACCUAAAUGUUAAUUCAAAAGGAGGGAUUCAAUCACAACAACCGGUCAAAAUUAGUAUGCCUCCACCUCCCCUGCCUCCUGUUACGAAAAUUAUCAGUUCCAAAUCACAAUCAGAAUCAGAUGAUUCAUUCAGCAGUAGUAACUACUCAGAUACGAAGAACAACGAUGAUGAUGGAGACGAGUUGGGACAUGAUGAGUUGGAGGCUGAACUACACAAUAUGAUAGAGAAACUUUACAUAGAGCUGGAAUGGGAUCGAGUUGUUUCAAUGUUCCAGGGUGAAAUUUUGAAGUAUGAAGAUAAUACGCAUGACGAUGAUGAGGAAUUUAUAUCAUCAAAUGUGGACAAGGCGUUAUUAGAAGAAAACUUGAAGCUUCAAGCUGAAAUUAGCAGACUCUUGAAGGAAAUGUCAUAUAGUGAAGAAAUAGAAGCGAUAGUAGCAGAGAGAGAUAUGUUGAAAGCCAGAGUUGCAAGGCUUACAGCUGACCUCAGGAUGUCUGGAAGAUCAGUUGCUCCUAUCAAGGCUGGUUUCGUUGCUCGUGUUGGACCUGAUACGGCUUGGGGAUUAUGGUUAGAUUGCUUCUUAGGACCCAUGAACAGCAACUCCAAGUGGCUUCAAGAGAAUCUUGAAGAGAUAAACGAGAAUGUUGGAAGGAAGCUGAAAAUCAUUGAAGAUUCAGAUGUAGACUCAUUUGCUGAAAAGGUGGAAAUGUAUAAUGAGACUAGACAAGAAUUAAACAACCUUGUUGACAAGUGCUAUAAUCAUGGGAGAGGAGAGCUUCUGAACAACAUUCCUAAUUCAGGUCUUAUUCCAUCACAAAUUAGUAUAUCCAAUGUUAGCUCCCGGCCUCUUUUAUCUAAACCCAGUAGCUCUAAGCAGCCAAAUGCUCCUGAGCGCUCGGUGGUCUCUAAGCAACUAAAACGAGGUGUUUCUGAAAAAAAGUUCACGAUGUUAAGUUACCACUCAGAUGCAGAGAGUGACGAUGAUGAUGGAAAAGAGGGGAGUGAUGAGUUGGAGGCUGAUCUGCGCGAUAUGAUAGAGAAACUUGAUGAUGAUGGAAAAGACGGGAGUGAUUAUGAGUUGGAGGCUGAUCUGCGCAAUAUGAUAGAGAAACUUGAUGAUGAUGAAAAAGAGGGGAGUGAUUAUGAGUUGGAGGUUGAUCUGCUCGAUAUGAUAGAGAAACUUUAUAUACAAAUGGAAUGGGAUCGAGUUGUUUCAAUGUUGCAACACAGAAUUUUGAGGCCGUAUGAAGAUGACGGACAAGUGAAAGAAUCAGUAUCAUCGAAUGUUGACAAGGCAUUAUUAAAAGAAACCUUGGAGCUUCACGGUGAAAUUUGCAGACGCUUGAAUGAAAUGUCAUAUUUGGAGGAAUAUAAUGAAGAAAUAAACGCAACCAACCUUUGA